Messenger RNA from Moneuplotes crassus, 1680 nucleotides. NCBI's taxonomy places the organism in Eukaryota, Ciliophora, Spirotrichea, Euplotida, Euplotidae. The record is from the annotation of a GenBank genome assembly.
AUGGCAAAAGGAGAAGUUAUUAUUGGAGAUUCGUCAAGUGAUGAGGAGGAGACUAAACAGAAUGUAGCAAAGCCUCCUCCUACUAAAAAACCUGUCAAGAAGAACCCACCCAAACAAAAAGAGAGAUGCAUUGGGGACAUCAGUAGCGAAGAUGAAGCUCCUUCUAAGAAAGCUGCUCCUAAACAAGCAAGAAGCUCGAAGCCAGCUCCAAAGAAGGAAGUCCUUAAGGAGAAAACAAAGCCUAAGAGAGCUCAUAAGCCUGAACCAGAGAAGAAGGUUGAAGCAGUAAAGAAAAAUAUAGUGAAAGCAGUCAUGAAAUCAGGAUGUAUCGGCGAUUCUUCUUCAGAUGAAGAUAGUCAUCAUAAAGUUAUGACCAAGCCGGCUAUUAGUAAGAAUAAAGAACGAAUUAUUGGUGAAUCGUCAGAUGAAGAGGAAGCUAAGAAACCAGUUAUUAAGAAAAAGUCAACCCCUCCUCCAAAGACUGUGCCUAGAAAGGAAAAACCAGUAGAAAAGAAACCUCAAGCGAAAUCAAAGGUAGACAGCCAGAAGCCAUCAAAAGGGAAAGCAAAGAUCUUAGGAGAUAGUAGUUCUGAAGAAGAGCCUGCAAAGAAGCAGAAGGUUGAUCCAAAGGAAAAGCCUGUAAAGCCAAAAAGUAUUGCUGAAAAGAAACCCAAACCAACUGUAGAGAAAGCUCCUGCUCCAAAGAAACCUCCUCAUAUUUCCUCAGGAGUUAUAGGGGAUUCUAGUUCAGAUGAAGAGCAAAUUCAGAAAAAGCCUUCUCCUCCUCCAAAGAAAACAGAGUUCAUUGGCGAUGUUAGUCCCAAGAAAGAGUCAAAACCGGCAAAGAAAGCCUCUGAAGUUAAUAAAGGUUCCAGAGGAAAUACUAAGGUGUUAGGAGAUUCCAGCUCAGAUGAAGAAUCUAAAAAGCCUCUAAAGAAGAAUCCCCCUCCUGUAAAGAAGAAUGCUCCUCUACCUAAGAAAAAGUUUAAAGAAGACUCAAAACCUGCUCAAAAGACGGCUCCCAAGGCUCCAGUAGCGAAAAAGAACCCUCCAACUAAAUCAGGGUGCAUAGGAGAUUCUAGCUCAGAUGAAGAUGUCAAACCUGCAAAAAAAGUCACUGAAAAAAUCAAGGCAAAAGUUGCUGUUCUGGGAGAUAGCAGCAGUGAUGAGGAACCUUCUCCCAUAAUCACUACAACUCCUGCAGAGGGCCAACCACAGAAAGAAGAGAUCAUCACUGGAGAUGCUGUCAAUAAGAAUAAAGUUGCUGGCGACAAUCUAAGUGCAAAUCUUCAAAAUAAAGAAUCUAAUCCUCAGCCUCGAAAAACCGUCUCAACUGGAGUAGAAGCAACUAAAAUGAUGUUUGAAAAGCAACUUGCUCUUAUGAUGAAGCAGCAAAGCCACUUACAGAACAAAAAUAUAUCGAAAGAUGAUGAAGCUAAAGAUGGCAAAGAUGAUAGAACUCAGAAGAAGCACCAUUUAAAAAUUAUGGAAGAUUCUUCAGGUGAUGAAGAUGACUUUGAAACCCUGAACACCCUUGCUAAGGCUAAGUCUAAGGACUCUAAGUUAUUGUCUCUUGACUUUGAUCAUCUAGAGAUUGAUAAGCCGGUGAUGGCUCGAAGGUACACCAAAAGAAAGAAUCUAGAGGAGUUCUAAAGAGCCAAUACCUAGAUUAUUUAUCCU